This is a messenger RNA of Cynoglossus semilaevis (tongue sole), 3518 nucleotides long. It is a transcript of the gene cyp2n13, whose product is annotated as cytochrome P450, family 2, subfamily N, polypeptide 13. NCBI's taxonomy places the organism in Eukaryota, Metazoa, Chordata, Actinopteri, Pleuronectiformes, Cynoglossidae. The record is from RefSeq and is a predicted model, not a curated record. Gene Ontology annotation, molecular function: iron ion binding; oxidoreductase activity, acting on paired donors, with incorporation or reduction of molecular oxygen, reduced flavin or flavoprotein as one donor, and incorporation of one atom of oxygen; heme binding. The coding region runs from base 97 to 2916 and encodes 939 amino acids. Gene Ontology annotation, biological process: xenobiotic metabolic process. Gene Ontology annotation, cellular component: intracellular membrane-bounded organelle; cytoplasm. The transcript has 18 exons.
AUAGUAUUAUGCAGCUAUAGCACUGCUGUAUAUCAAAGUGGGGGAUUUAAGGAAUUUAGGAAGACAGGACUAGACAGGACAUCUGGCUUUUUAACCAUGUGGCUUUAUAAUGUUUUGCUUAGUUUNGACCUUAAAGGGCUGCUGCUAUUUGUUUUUUUCUUUCUUCUGGUAGCUGAUUUCCUCAAUAACAGAAAACCACCAAAUUAUCCUCCAGGACCAAAGGGUCUGCCUUUUGUGGGGAUUUUCUUCAGCGUUGACACGAAACACCCUCACCUUUAUUUCAACAAGCUGAGUGAUGAGUUCGGGAACGUCUUCAGUGUCCGUAUGGGCAGGGACAAAGCCGUGUUUCUGACUGGAUAUAAGAUGAUCAAAGAAGCCCUCGUGACACAGGCUGAGAACUUUGUGGACCGACCAUUUAGUCCAAUGGCUGAGAGGUUUUAUUCAGGCUCAGGUGGUUUGUUCUUGAGUAAUGGUGAAACAUGGAAGAAGCACCGGCGCUUUGCCUUGUCGACCUUACGCACCUUUGGCCUGGGAAAAAACAUAAUUGAAAACAGCAUCCUGGAGGAGAUACGAUACCUGCAGGAUGUGAUCGAAAAUGAAAAAGGUGAACCUUUUAGCACAUCAAUUAUCUUCAACAAUGCUGCAUCCAACAUCAUUAGCCAGAUGGUGAUGAGGAGACGCUUCGAAUACAGUGACCACAACAACCAGAACUUGCUAAAAGAUCUGUCAGACCUUUUUAAACUGGAGGGCUCUGUAUGGGGUAAACUCUAUGAGUCAUUCCCCAGUGUGAUGAAGCACUUACCAGGUCCUCACAACAAAUUAUUUACAAACUUUGACCUGGUCAAAGAUUUCAUCCAUGAGGAGGUAGAGAAGCACAAGAAAGACCUGGACCACAACAAUCCUCGGGACUACAUUGAUACUUUCCUUAUUGAAAUGGACAAGCACAAAGAACCUGAACUUGGCUUCAAUGAGACAAAUCUGACUCUGUGCUCUCUGGAUUUGUUCCUAGCUGGAACCGAGACCACUUCUACCACUUUACAGUGGGCUUUGGUUUACCUGAUCAACCACCCAGAUGUUCAGGAAAAAGUCCAAGAAGAGAUAGACAAAGUGAUUGGACAGAGUCGUCUUCCUAGUAUGGCUGACAGAUCCAACAUGCCCUACACUGAUGCUGUCAUUCAUGAGAUCCAGAGGAUGGGAAACAUUGUUCCCAUGAAUGCACUCAGAAUGGCGGCUAAAGACACAACGCUGGGCGGUUACUUCAUUCCAAAGGGUACCGCCAUAAUGCCCCUGCUGACCUCUGUGAUGUUUGACAAGAGUCAGUGGGAGACUCCAGACACCUUCAAUCCUGGACACUUCCUGGACGCUGAGGGGAAGUUUGUGAAGAAAGAAGCACAUCUGCCCUUUUCUGCAGGUAAACGUGUGUGUCUUGGAGAAGGACUGGCCAGGAUGGAAAUUUUUCUGUUUCUGGUAGCUUUGCUUCAGAGGUUCUCCUUCACUGUUCCUGAUGGGGUGAAGCUGAGCACAGAAGGAAUCACUGGAACAACACGAGUUCCACAUCCAUUCAAGGUUCAAGCCAGAGUUCGCCAACAGAGCAGCUCUUCUCUGCAUUCACAGCUUGCUGAUGUGUACGGGAAUGUGUUCUGUAUUCGCCUGGGUAGACACAAAACCGUGUUUGUGUCUGGGUGGAAGAUGGUGAAGCAAGCUAUAGUGACACAGGCUGACAUCUUCGUGGAUCGACCCUACAGCCCAAUGGUGAACAGGAUUUAUUCAGGAAACUCAGGUCUUUUCUUCAGCAAUGGCAGGGUGUGGAGGAGACAGCGUCGGUUUGCCAUGACCAUGUUACGUACCUUUGGGCCGAACUGCUCAGAGCAGAGCAUCUAUGAAGAGAGCAGACACCUUCUAGAGGCAAUGGAAAAGAAGACAGGUGAGCUCUUUGACCCUGCUCCCCUUCUGCUCAACGCUGUAGCCAACAUCAUCUGCCAGAUUGUGUUUGGAAGACGAUUUGACUACAGUGACCACGACUUUCAGAGCAUGCUGCAAAGUCUGACUGAAAUGGCAUAUUUAGAAGGCUCUGUAUGGGCUCUGCUUUACGAUUCUUUCCCAUCUCUGAUGAAAUACCUGCCGGGGCCUCACAAUCGCAUCUUCGCCAACUCCAAGUCUUUGGAGGGAUUUAUCACGAGAGAGGUAGAAGAUCACAAGCUGGACCUGGACCUGGACAACCCACAUGACUACAUCGACACCUUCCUAAUAGAGAUGAAUCACCGCAAAAGCAGUGAGCAAGGUUUCGAGGAAACAAAUCUGGUACACUGUUGUCUGGAUCUCUUUCUCGCUGGCAGUGAAACUACUUCCAAGGCCUUGCAGUGGGGCUUGAUCUACCUCAUUAUGAACCCUGAGAUCCAAGUUAGAGUCCAAGCAGAGAUAGACAGAGUGAUUGGACGGAGUCGUCUUCCUAGUAUGGCCGACAGAUCCAACAUGCCCUACACUGAUGCUGUCAUCCACGAGAUCCAGAGGAUGGGAAACAUUGUUCCUCUGAAUGGACUUAGAAUGGCGACCAGAGACACAACGCUGGGAGGUUACUUCAUACCAAAGGGAACCUCAGUGAUGCCCAACCUGACAUCUGUGCUGUUUGACAAGACCGAGUGGGAAACUCCACACACCUUCAACCCCGGACACUUCUUAGAUGCUGAGGGGAAGUUUGUAAAAAGGGAGGCGUUUUUACCUUUUUCUGCAGGAAAACGUGCAUGCCUGGGAGAAGGCCUGGCCAGGAUGGAGCUGUUCCUGUUCUUUGUUAGUCUGUUACAGAAGUUUUCCUUCUCCACCAAGGAUGCAACUCAGCUGAGCACAGAGGGAAUCACUGGAGCUACACGCGCACCACAUCCAUUCAAGAUCUACGCAGUAGCCCGCUCAACUCUCUAACUGUUAUCUUAUUUAAAAAUCUUUAUAUGUUAAUUAUCCAUCUAUUCUUUCCUUUGGGUCAUAUCCCUAAAUGUUGUUCAAACCAGAUUAACUGCUUAUUUAAUCCACAGCUACCACGUGAUUAAUCUGAUUACAAAUGUUUGUGUGUGUUAAGUAUGCGAAGGGACAGGAAGGUUUUAAGAAAAAAUAUUUUAUUCACAGGAAACCCAAAUACUAACUUUAUAAAUUCUACAUGCCUAUAACAAUUUGGGAUUUUACAUCAAAACUCUUUUUGAUUUUUUCUACUAGAUUUUAUUCCCUGCUGUGUUUGAUAUUUGAUUGUACGUCUUAGAUUUCUACAAAUUAGUUUCGUUUUUUUUUUUUAAACCAACAAUCCACAUAAAUCAGCCGUAGAACACAUUGACACAUUCUGACACAGCGAAACCAUGAAAAUACUUCACUCCUGGUACUGCUGAGCUAACGCGGUAACCAAGACGGCCCUUUCACAUGGUGAAACCAGUUAAACCCAAAACCAAACACGUUCUUACCCUAACCCUCUGCUUUGACAUUCAUUAAAAAAAAAAAGAAAGUUACAAUUUGGAUGUCGCUGUAAAUGCUAAAAC